This is a messenger RNA of Tachysurus fulvidraco (yellow catfish), 6061 nucleotides long. It is a transcript of the gene igfn1.1, whose product is annotated as immunoglobulin like and fibronectin type III domain containing 1, tandem duplicate 1. The record is from RefSeq and is a predicted model, not a curated record. Gene Ontology annotation, molecular function: protein binding. Lineage: Eukaryota; Metazoa; Chordata; Actinopteri; Siluriformes; Bagridae. The transcript has 27 exons. Bases 266 to 5434 code for a protein of 1722 amino acids.
UUGGUGAAUGGUUCAAGGUCUCUCUCUUUCUCUCUCUCUCUCUCUCUCUCUCUCUCUCUCUCUCUCUCUCUCUCUCUCUCUCUCUCUCUCUCUCUCUCUCUUAAACACACACACACACACACACCUCAAAGAAUUUAUUACCUACACAACUCAGAGGCACAGAAAUAUCAGAAGAGCACAGAGCAUUACAUUGUGAAGCUGUGAGGACAGCAUACAGGACUGAGGACAGUGGCACUGAAAUCUUGAGUUGCAAAGAUAUUUAAAGAUGUGGAAGAAAUCAAAAGUUACAGACCAAACAGCCACAGGGCAGGGUGGAACAGAGAAUCAACCUCCCAAGAAGAAAGGUAUCAAAAGGAGAUCAAAGGUUCCUGGGGUUAUGAUCACCCAGUAUGUGGAUGAAAUACCAGAGGGGAAAUCUACUCCUGAUUACAAACGCAAACCCAUUGCUUUGACCAUUCAAGAAGGUAAAUUAGCCAUCUUUAAAGCCAUUGUGAUUGGAGAACCCAAGCCCACUGUUUCAUGGAAAAGAGCAAAAGGAGAAAUGAAUGAUCCAGAAAAGUUCCAGAACAAAUAUGACCCUGUAACUAAUGAACAUACUUUAGAGAUCCCCAGAGUUAGUGGUGAAGAAGCUGAUACCUACAAAUGCUAUGCUGUAAAUGAGUAUGGGAAGGCAGUCUGCCCUGUCGUCUUAAAUGUCAUUGAAGUUGGCUUCAAAAAGAGCAAAGAAUUGAAAAAAACAGAGGAAAUGGAGGAUCCAGCGGAGUUCAGAAACAAGCUUAGGAGAAGUGCUGGGAAAGCCAUUGCUGAAAAAAAAGAAGGGGACAUUGAUGAGUCAGUGUGGGAUCUGUUACUGUCUGCUGAUAAGAAAGACUAUGAGCGAAUUUGUUUCGAAUAUGGCAUCACUGAUUUUCGGGGAAUGCUGAAGAAACUGACUGAGCUAAAGAAACAGAGAGAGCAAGAACAGGCCUUGUUCGUUCAGCAAAUCAGUAAUCUGAAACACAUUGAAGUGAAAUCAGCAAAUUCAGCAGUUUUUGAGCUGGACAUUGAACUCAAGGACCCCAACAGUCGCAUUUUCCUCUAUAAAGAUGGCAUCAUGGUUCCAUACAGCAAAGAUUUGGACAAUGAACUGAAACACUAUUUGAAGCAAGUUGGAAAAAAGUAUGUGUUUACAGUGAAAAAUCUUACACCUGAGGAUGCUGGUAUUUAUCAAGUGGAUGUUGAGGGAGUCAACAUCUUCUCAACAGAUUUCAAGAUCCCCUCUGUGGAUUUUCUGGUGAAGAUUCAGGAAGUAAAGGCUGAAGAAAGAGAAGAUGCCAUAUUUGAGUGUGUGACUUCUCUACCCAUGAACCACAUUUUAUGGACACUGAAAAAUAAUCCCUUAUCCAAUUGUGAUAAAUAUGAGAUUACCGUUUCUGAGGACAAAUUGAUUCACCGGCUGAAAGUCAUUGACUGUAUGCCUGUGGAUGCUGGAAUCUAUUCUGCUGUGGCUGGCAUAAAGUCAUGUAGUGCCUGGCUUGUGGUAGAGUCUAAUAAAGAUUCUACCAUGAAAGGUAAAAAGAUAGCUCGCAAGACUACACAGGCUGGUGGCAGUGGAGUUGAUCUAACAAAAAUAGCUUCUGAGCAGCAAGAAAAAUACAAGAAGGAGAUGGAAGAAGCUAUGGAAUUGGCUAAAAGAGCUAAAGCUGAGAGGGAUGCUGCUGCAGCCAAAGCCAAAGCAGAAGCUGAAGCUGCACUGGCUGCAUCAAGAGCUGCUGCAGCUGCAAAAGCAGCAGCUGCUGCUGAAGCUGCUGAGGCUGCACUUGCAGCAGCUAAAGCUAAAGGCAUGUCACAGAAAGAUGCCAAAGCCCAAGCUGAUGCAGCGGCUGCAGCUGCAGCAGCAAAAGCACAAGCUGAAGCUGAAGCGAAUGCCAGAAAGUUAGCUGAGGCCAAGGCCAAAGAAGCAGGCUUGAGUGCAGAGGACAUUGCUAAGGCUGGAGCAGCUGCUUCUGCCAUGCUUACUCAAAAUAUAGCCACAGCAGAGGGACUUGUGCUGGAUGGAGCAGGCAUGGGAGACGCAGAAGGUGCUGGUCCUGGAGGAAGUGCUAAUCUUGCAGGAGGUGCUCAUGCUGCAGGAGGUGUUGGUCCUGCACUAGGUUCUGUUCUUGCAGGAGGUGUUGGUGAUGAUAAUGGAGCUGGAAGUGUAGACCAAGCAGGAGUGGACACCUUACUCAAGGAAGGAGCUGAUGCUGGUGCUAAGUCUAAGAAGCAUGCCAGAACAGAAGUGGCUAUCACCGCCAAAGUUACAGUACCAGAAGCAAAUUCAACUGAAAUUGCCCCAGUUGAACAAAUUGGGCAGCAAGAACAGAGCAUGGAACAGCCAAAACAGGUUGCAAAGGAACAAACUGAUGAACAGCCAAACCAGGCUAAGAAGCAAAGUCGUGUGAGGCAAGGCUCACUGAUGCCAGACACAGUCAUUGUUGGAGGCAACCCACAUGGUAAUCCAGGCAGUAAUCCAGGUCAUAACCCAAGUGGUAAUCCAGGUCAUAACCCAAGUGGUAACCCAGGUCAUAAGACAAGUGGUAACCCAGGUCAUAACCCAAGUGGUAACCCAGGUCAUAACCCAAGUGGUAACCCAGGUCAUAAGACAAGUGGUAACCCAGGUCAUAACCCAAGUGGUAACCCAGGUCAUAACCCAAGUGGUAACCCAGGUCAUAACCCAGGUCAUAACCCAAGUGGUAACCCAGGACAUAAUCCAAGUGGUAACCCAGGACAUAAUCCAAGUGGUAACCCAGGUCAUAAGCAAGGCAGUAACCCUGGUCAUAAUCCAAGUGACAACCCGGGUCAUAAUCCAAGUGGUAACCCAGAUGGUAAUCCAGAUGGCAACCCAAGUGGCAAUCCAGGUGACAACCCAAGUGGCAAUCCAGGUGGCAAUGGUGCCAAGCCCGAGGGCAACGAGGGGGCUCCACCUGAUGGUGAGGCCACUGAAGGCACAAAAGAUGGGUCAGCUGAGGCUGACAAGCAUUCAGGCCAGACAAGACAAGGUCCCCUGCUUCCAGAGGAACCUACUGAUCCUGGUGUUUACAUCUCUGCUGCCCUGGAAGACUGCAGCGCUAUUGUAGGAGAGGCAGCGGAGCUGGUCUGCAAACUCAGCAGUGCAGAUUGCAAAGGGCUCUGGUAUAGAGAUGGAAAAGAGAUUUCUGAUUCUACUGAGGGUAUAACUAUCAGUAAAGAUGGUGUAACUCAUAAACUGAAAAUCCACAAAGUAUCAGAGGAGUUUGCUGGAAAAUAUAAAUUUGAGGCUGAUGGCCGUAAGACUGAAGCUAUGAUUAUUGUUGAAGAUCCACCAAGAUUUGCUACAAAAGACCUUGAAGAAUUUUCCAAGCCAAGAGUGGUCAAGGCUAAUCAAAAAGCAGAAUUCAAAAUACCAUAUAUUGGCCGUGAAGCCACUAAAAUACAGUGGUAUAAGGAAGGCGUGGAACUUGCAAAAGAUACAAAUUGUAAGAUUGAAACUACUGAAAGUCACUGCCGUUUGUCUCUCAGCAAACUACAGCGCAAAGAGUCAGGGGAAAUCAAAAUCAAAAUAAAAAAUGAGUUUGGUACCGUGGAGGCAAUAAGUAAUUUAAUUGUUCUUGAUAAACCAACACCACCUCUUGGACCUCUGGAGAUAGUUGAUGCUUCUUCAAAUAGCAUUGAGUUCAAAUGGCGUCCACCAAAAGAUGAUGGGGGCUGCCCAGUCACUCAUUAUAUCCUUGAGCGUAAUCAGGUUGGACGCAACAAAUGGAAGAAGAUUGGACAGAUUCCUGGGGAAGCCCAUUACCGAGACACUGAUGUAGAUCAUGGUAGAAGGUACUGUUACCGCAUCAGAGCUGAGACCUCAGAGGGUAUCAGUGAGGUAAUGGAGACAGAAGAUGUUCAAGCUGGAACUAAAGCAUAUCCUGGCCCACCAUCUACUCCUAAAGUGAUCAGUGCCUUCAAGGACUGCAUCACUUUGUCAUGGACCCCUCCAGCCAACACUGGAGGAACCAACAUUCUGGGUUACAACCUUGAAAAACGCAAAAAGGGAAGCAACCUUUGGGGUUUGGUACAUCCACCAGAAGAACCAAUCAAAACUAAGAAAUACCCCUGUAAUGAUGUUAUUGAGGGAAUGGAGUAUGAGUUUCGAGUAACUGCUAUCAACAUAUCUGGAGCUGGUGAACCAAGUUUACCAUCAGAGACAGUGUUCGCUAGAGAUCCUAAAAAACCUCCUGGCAAAGUAAUUGACCUUAAAGUGACAGGCUCCACAUACAACACUUUAUCCAUUUCUUGGACAAAACCAAAAGAAGUAAAGGAUGAACAUGAUGAAGCUAAAGGAUAUUUUGUUGAAAUAAGACCUGCAGAGAGUAUAGAAUGGAAUCGCUGCAAUACCAAUGCCACUAUCAUAAACUUCUACACUGUAAAGGGAUUGAAGUCACUGGCCAUAUACUGGGUGAGAGUGAUAGCUGUGAAUGAAGGUGGAGCAGGAGAACCUACGGAGCUAAAUAACUACAUCAUAGCAACACCUCCUCCUGUGAGACCAAAGUUCACAGAUGCCAACAUAAAGAGUUUCAUGGUAGUCAAAGCUGGAAACUCAGGAAGAUUCAACGUUAGAUUUGUGGCUUCUCCGUGGCCUGAGAUCAUUUGGCUUAAGGACGGCACUCCAGUGUCCAAACGUGUCACUGUCACCAAUACUGAAGGAAGCUCUCAAAUCCUGAUUCUAUCAGCAGAGCGCUCUGAUAGUGGAAUUUACACCAUUGUACUAAAGAAUUUUGUGGGCCAAGAGUCCUUCACUGUUGAGAUCAGAGUCACAGAUGAGCCGAAGCCUCCUGGGCCUGUGGAGCUUGAUAUGAAUGUACAAGGCACUGUGACAAUCUCUUGGGGAGCCUCACCAGAUGAAAAACGAGACGAUCAUCUGAACUAUAUGGUGACCAAGAGGGACUCUGUUAAACAAACCUGGGACACAGUGGCCGAUGGCAUCUUCAACAACAGGUUCACAGUCUGCAACGUUUUGCCAGGGAGAGAGUACCAGUUCCGUGUCUAUGCCAAAAAUGACAUGGGAAAAUCUGUUCCUUCUGAAUCUCCAAAGUGGUUAAUUACUGAGAAGAAAGAGAAAUACAUUUUAACCCUGCCUGAGUCAAAAACCUGCAACCUGGAUAGGCCUCCUAAGUUCCCAGUCCCCCUGAAACUGCACACAGCUCCACAGGGCUAUGAGUGCUACAUGAGCUGUGCUGUGAGAGGCAAUCCUACCCCAUACGUCACGUGGUACCGCAACAACGUCAGUCUCAACUCAGACUCCAACUACUACAUUACUAACACGUGUGGCGUUUGCUCCAUGCUCAUCCUGAGGGUGACUCCCAAAGACACAGGCGUGUACAAGGUCAUUGCAGAAAAUCCAUUAGGUAGAGCAGAGUGCUCCACCAAGCUGGUAGUCAGAGAAUAAGUCAACAGCGGGAUAAAGGCAAAAAUCAUUUUUAAGUCUUUAUAAUUAUUUAUUUUUAUCUUUCAGCUAUAUAGAAAACAACAUGUACAAAUCAUAAGUGCCAUAUCUUUACUAUUCUUUGUUUUGCAUACAAUGUAUGUCCAUGAGGCUGUUGUUGUUGUUGUUGUUGCUGAUGACGAUUUAGAGUAUGCCUGUUAUUUAGUCCCCAAAACCAUUGGCAUUUUGCUUUUCACUGAUUAGAUUUUCAACGUUUUUUGCUAAAGCUACUUGCUGUUUAAUUACUAUUACUCUGCUUAGCCUAAUUGAUUUAUUUUUAAUAAAUAUCAUUUGUUUGUUUGAUUUAAAUACUGGCCAAAAAUGAGUGGAAUUAAAUCAAGAUAUAAUGAUAAACAAUGACAAGAUCCUUGGUAUGAAUAAUGGAAUAAAGUUGAUAAGGUAGCCUAUAAGUUAUUAACUGUAAGUUGGUAAAGUAACUGAAUUUCUUUGUAGCUUCAUGAGCAGCCUAUGCAUGAGCAGGUUCAUAAUCAAUGUUAUUGAUUAUUAUUUCUACUCUGUUACACUAAUGCCUUGCAUGUUAAUACAUGUGCAAUAAAUUUGGAAAGGAAGCCCAUGACAAAAAUAUUUCCU